Molecule: messenger RNA, 2165 nt
Organism: Branchiostoma belcheri (Belcher's lancelet)
Lineage: Eukaryota; Metazoa; Chordata; Leptocardii; Amphioxiformes; Branchiostomatidae
Product: eukaryotic translation initiation factor 4E type 2-like
Exons: 7
Coding region: 122-799 (225 amino acids)
Biological process (GO): translational initiation
Cellular component (GO): eukaryotic translation initiation factor 4F complex; cytoplasm
Molecular function (GO): RNA 7-methylguanosine cap binding; translation initiation factor activity
Source: RefSeq, a predicted model, not a curated record
CAUGCGCACUUCAGAUAUCAAACUUGGACGAAGGAACAGUGGCAGCUGAAAGUUUUGUGUACAUAAAAAAUCGCGUCUAUUUUUGUAUAUAUUUGUAUUUAUUUGAUAAAGACAGUGCAAAAUGAACAACAAAUUCGAAGCGUUGAAAGAUGAUGACAGCGGUGAAGACAAAGAUGAGGACAAGGAUGAGAAUGGGGAGAGUAGAAGACAACAAAGCCCCAGACCAAUCCAGAAGGCCGGUCCAGGAGAACACCCACUCCAGUUCAACUAUUCCAUAUGGUUCUCCAGACGGUCGCCCGGGAAACAGCAGAACUCCACAAACUAUGAACAGAAUAUUAAACUAGUCGGGACUUUUGCUUCCGUGGAGCAGUUUUGGAGGUUCUACAGCCACAUGGUUCGACCAGGAGACCUGUCAGGACACAGCGACUUCCAUCUCUUCAAGGAAGGAAUCAAGCCUAUGUGGGAGGAUGAAGCUAACAAAGAUGGCGGAAAGUGGAUUGUGCGUCUACGGAAGGGCCUGGCCUCGCGCUGCUGGGAGAACUUGAUCCUGGCCAUGCUGGGGGAACAGUUCAUGGUCGGGGAGGAGAUCUGUGGGGCUGUCAUCUCCAUCCGCUUCCAGGAGGAUAUCGUAUCUGUGUGGAAUAAGACAGCUAGCGACCAUGCAACAACAACACGUAUCCGAGACACCCUCCGGCGGGUGCUGAACCUUCCUCCCAACACCAUCAUGGAGUACAAGGCCCAUCAAGACAGCCUAAAGGACAACUCCAGCUUUCGUAACACGGAUGUGUUCAUGAGGUGAAGCCAUGUUACGUCCACCCCACCCCCAGUCUGUAAAGCCCUGGCCACAAAAAAGACACAACAUCACUGUGUAAUUUUUUUGUAUAUCAUCAACAGCUACCCACUAAGACCUAUUGUAACAGUAGCAGUUUCCACCAGAAUGAUCGUGAUCUGUCCAACUGUGAGGUUCAAACCACCUUUGUACCCCUGGAGGGCUUGGGCACUGCCAGAUGUACAAGUACUGUAAAUCGUGAGAUAUUUACGGUGGUUGUAUUUCCUGAUAGGAGGGCAUGGGGGGUUUUCACUGUAUUUUAACUUUGCAGAUAAAUUGAAACAAUUCUGUAUACACAAUGUACAAGGAAUACAUUUGUCGUGAAUUUAGAGUGGAAAGGUCACUAUGGAAGUUACUUGUAAACCAUUGUGAAAAUUUCACGAUUUACAGUACCAUCCUCUGCUGUUCUGACUGUAAGAGUCCUCAGGCCGUUAGUUUUAGGAAACGUUGUUCCUUUUAUGAGUAAAAUCCAUGAAAGGAGGUCCAGUCUUUUGGUAAUUUGCCAUUGUCUCUAAAUAAUUAAUGUGUAAAACGAAAAUGACUAGAAACCUGUCCAUGUUGUCUAUUUCCAUUGGCACUUUGGACACAAUGUUGUAUUUGGGUUACCUGUGAAUAUGGGAAGUAUUAGGGUUCACUUGCAUUGACAGAGUUCCAUACAUGUAUGUCUAUGACCAUUUUAAGUAUCAUCAAUGUUGAAAUACAAGCUUAUGGUACAAAUCUUGGUUAAUAGACUGAUCCCAAAGCCCUGACCACCAACAACAAUAUGUACUGGUAGAAAUGCAAAUAUUUGGUGGGCAUACAGCUACUCUCUCAUUGGUUGAACAGCUAAUUGGCAUCCUCUUAUUGGUUGAACUGCUAUUUGUGAUGGACACUUAGGAUUGGUCUAUUAUGCAGAGGUCACCACCAAACAUACACAGAAGAUAAUAGACUGAAAGGUCUUGUCAACAUCUGUAAGGCAUCAGGGAAAAAUCUUCUUUUUUUUUAUUACAGAAUACACUGUCUAUUCCUAUUAUAGUAUGCGUAACCUCCUCCCUGCUGAAGUGGCCUGUUGGCUUCAAAUUUGUACUAGUACAGGGUUAGGCAGCAGAGAGAAGGUUAAAGUUUUAAUUUUUUUAUGCCAGAUAAAGUGAUCCAUUUUGAAUGUGUUUUAAUUGUCAGACUGUCUGUUAAAAACUUGUGUCUACUUUCCUACUUCAACAAGGUAACCAUCAUUGCAGACUCAAAAUUUCCAAAUUUCGGCCACCCCAGAUUAAGGAAGGAUAGAUUCCUUUGCCCCCCCCCCUCCGGUAUAAAAACCUGGAAAUAGCAGCCCAUUCUCAACUACCUUAUAAGUUAU